Penicillium coprophilum is the source of this 1029-nucleotide messenger RNA. RefSeq names its product NAD(P)-dependent alcohol dehydrogenase. The transcript is spliced from 2 exons. Bases 1 to 1029 code for a protein of 342 amino acids. NCBI's taxonomy places the organism in Eukaryota, Fungi, Ascomycota, Eurotiomycetes, Eurotiales, Aspergillaceae. Gene Ontology annotation, molecular function: oxidoreductase activity. The record is from RefSeq and is a predicted model, not a curated record.
AUGCGUGCCUGGGUACGCCGCCGGCGCGGCCCAGCUUCUAGCGCGCUCGAGUUAGUCACCGACUAUCCAACACCCGACGUGCCGACAGGCUCAUCGCCCGACAUCCUAAUCCGCGUAUCAAAUGUGUCACUACAGUUCAGCACUGAGUUGAUGAUGAAGUCACUACCUAACCUGCCCUUCACCGGCCCGUGGGUCCCGGAAAUCGAGCUUUCCGGCGUGGUAGUAGCGGCUGGCGAGGGUGCACCGGUAGGAGUACGUGAGCCGGACACACAUGUCAUUGCCUUCCAGAGCAUUCCUCGCACCGUGGUUAUGGGCCAAGGUGUGCUGGCAGAAUAUGUACGACUGCCCGGCUCCCAAGUCGCACGCAUCGAUAAAAGUGUUGAUAUGGCAUCGGCAUCAGGUAUCAUCGGGUCCGGUAGCACCGCGCUCAAAAUGAUUCGCACAGCAGGUGUGCGUGAGGGUCUCACGGUGCUGGUAAACGGGGCUAGCGGGUCGGUCGGCUCAGUGCUCGUGCAGCUAUGCAAGCUGCGUGGUGCCAAGGUGGUCGGGGUGGCUAGCGGAGGCAACGAGCAUAUGGUCCGUGAUCUGGGCGUAGAUGAGUUCAUCGACUACCGCGAACAUGAGUCGCUGCCGGCUUACCUGGCGCAUCAGUAUGGCGGGAAGCCGUUUGACUUUGUGCUCGACUGUGUCGGCACGCAGGCACUUUUCGCCAAUUCCCCAGCUUAUCUGAAGCCAGAGGGAGCCGUUAUCAAUAUCGGUAUGCUUGAGGGUCCAUAUCUAACGGUGCGCAAUGUGCUGCUAAAUACCUUCCUGCCCACCUGGCUGGGAGGCGUGCCACGUCGCUAUAUAAUGUUCAGCACGCCACCGUCGUGUGACGACUCAAUCUAUAUAGCGCGACUAGUUGAGGAGGGUCGCUUGCGUGUCCCUGUUGACUCUGUGUUUGAGAUGAAGGAUGCCAUACGCGCCUAUGAGCGCAUCUCCACAAAGCGGGCGCGUGGUAAGGUCGUGAUCAAAGUACGUGACGACUAG